AUGACGGAACACUUAACAUUUUACAAGAUUUUCGCGGAACACGUGCCCGGAGUGGAAAACGAAGCAGCCGAUGCACUAUCGUGUUGUCCUGUGGGACCGAAUACCGUGGACGAAGAAUCGUUGGAGAACAAUAUUCACGAUCCCCCAGUGAUUCGGCCCGGAUUGUGCAUCGCGCUUGGUGAAGAGGGGGUGGUUAUCCCGGCGGACAAGGCCCAGAUUCUGCUACAAAGGUUUCACGACCACAAUGCAGCGAAUCAACCAGGGUGGAAGGAAACGUACCGAAGCAUAAAGAGUCGUUUUUUUUGGGCCAGUAUGCGUGCGGCAGUGCGUAAUUACAUGCGGGCGUGCGACGUCGUAAAACCACUGAAUUGCAAACCGGAAGAUCGGAUAUGCACCCGAGUCCCACCCCCACGGCAACCUUGGGAGGUGCUGAGUGUCGAUAUUAUGGGUCCAUACCCACGAACGCAGCGGGGUAAGACAACGAUUUUGGUAGUAACUGAUUGUUACAGUCGCUGGGUAGAGGUGUACCCCCGAGGAAAGGCGACCACCAAAUCGAUUGUGGAUACAUUCGAACGGGAGUUGUUUCCACGGUUCGGGUACCCGAGGGCAUUAUUGUCAGAUAAUGGCUCGCAGUUUGUGUCCAAGGCAAUGGGAGAAGCACUAAAGAAGUGGGGAGUGGAAGGAUGGACGACUCCAAUAUACCACCCACGUGCCAACCCUGUAGAAAGGCGAAAUCAAGAGUUGAAGAAAGGAUUGCGAACACUACUUGUUGAUAAGCCUCAUCAUCUAUGGGAUGUCUACCUGCCUCACGUGUUUUCUCCGUAA
Myzus persicae (green peach aphid) is the source of this 825-nucleotide messenger RNA. RefSeq lists its product as uncharacterized. Gene Ontology annotation, biological process: DNA integration. The transcript has a single exon. Gene Ontology annotation, molecular function: nucleic acid binding. NCBI's taxonomy places the organism in Eukaryota, Metazoa, Arthropoda, Insecta, Hemiptera, Aphididae. Bases 1 to 825 code for a protein of 274 amino acids. The record is from RefSeq and is a predicted model, not a curated record.